UUAUUCGUCAGGCAUUUACAACAGCAUUGGUCGCCAGCUGAUUUUUUUUCCCAGAUUGAUCGUGCAGCCAUAUUGGUUUGAAUUGUUUGAUAAUCCGUUUGAAAAUUUCGAUCUAGAAUUUCUGAAAUCUUCGUAAAUAAAGAAAGAGUUGACAUAGUUGAUCUGUACUAUUGCUGCUCUGAGGUGUUUGUAACUGGUUGCUAAUGUCAGUGUCGGCCACAGAGGGAAGCUUCAAAGACCACUUUCCUGGGCUUUGAAGCUUUCACCUGCCAGCCCUCUGCCUUUCAUGGAACUAUGAGCCUAGACUCACUGUCACUGGCGCUGACACAGAUCCAAUACCUGGUCAACAGCCUUAACAAGAAGAACUAUCUUCAAUCUAGAAAUAGCAUUGAAGAUCUGGUUACCAUUUAUGGUACUGAAGCUGAAAGACAUCUACUUUGUUGCUGUCUUGCUGGAGUUGACUUUGUUGGGUUAGGAAACAACGAAAAUUCAUCCCUCAAAUCAAGCAAUCCCAGUAAGGAGAAAGAAAGAGAGCAGCUUUUGACUGACUAUUUUGGAUGUUGCAUCACUCAGCCAGCUUUCCCUAGUCUUCUGCAUAGUUCCCUUGAACAGCCAUUAAGAAGCAAUUUCAAUAGAAGUGUUCAACAACUACCGAAAAACAGCUCAGCAUUCAUCAGCCUAUUUUGCCGGUUUCUGCGAUUAUCACGCAGCCAGGAAGUAGUUCUUAGGAUUGCUCUUUUAGAAUCAUUUAACUCCGAAGCGCGUUCACAGUCUAUAUUGGUCAUACGCCAGAAGCUUGGUGAGCUUUUGAAAAACUUCGCGGACCAAGAUAGGCAUACUGCCCCAUUGGAAGGAGGGCUACAGGAAUCGUCUCCUGAAGUCAUUCAUUACAUUCUUAGUCGAUUGAUCAACGAAUCCGAUAAAUUUGGGAUCAACAGAGAUCUUGUAGAGGACGUAUUGAGGUGUUUGCGUCGUGACUACCCUCGUGAACUGGUCCCUGUCAUUUUGGCCCCGAUCCUGUACGAGGAGCAAGGGGUAGACUAUACCUGCCAUAAAAUGGCACACGAAACCAACAGCCUGAGCAAGAAUAUGGUAGAAACUUCCUUGGCGGAUUUGAUCCUUGAAACAGGAUAUUCAUUCACAUCAAGUCUCGAAGAAUGUCGUGCAAACUUCACGGCCUUUGGGUUUCGAGAGUUGUCUGCCGCUUCUGUGGCUCGUGCAGUUAUUUAUAUGGCUCGUACUCAUGCAGUACUGGACGAACAUUCUCUUAGACACUUGAGAAAUGGUACUUCGCAAUCCUGGCCUGAGCAAGAAUCCUCCGGCGAUAAGAACGACGAAGGUUCGCCUACCUCAUGGAACAUGGAAAUAUUUAUUCAGGUUGUUACUGAAAUAGCACCAAGUUUGAACUGGAAAGAAGUCGUUUCUGAACUGGACCACCCUUGCUUUCUCAUAAGGGAUAGAACAGGAUUACGUCUUCUACUCACUGCUUUGCAACUGGGCCUACAAACACAAGGCACUACUUUCCCAACCGACCUGUUGUACCAAUCAUGGAACAACGCUGAAGGCCAGCUCUCAUUGCUUUCGCAACUACUGAGGAAUACGGAUCUUUUUUGCCUUGCGGACUAUCCACACCAUGCCAUUAACGUUGAAAUCCUGAAAUCCCCUCCUGAACCAGAUAACAAGAAGCUCGCCAGUUGGAAGUGUUUAGGACUGCUUGAAACUCUACUCAACUUAUUGGAAAAUGGUGGCCUUUAUAGCCAGGUGCAAGACUUACUAAAGGAACCUGUACAGCACUGCCCGGAUGUAUUGGUCCUUGGGCUUCUUCAGCUGACACAACCAAUGACAAAGCUUAGACAAGAAUUACUCAGUAGUUUAAUUCCCGUCUUUCUGGGCAACCACCCAAAUUCUGCCAUCAUAUUACACCAUGUCUGGCACGCACAAUCGCCCUUGGUCAAACCUCUGGUGAUGCAUGCAAUGGCAGAAUGGUACAUGAGAGCUGAACAUGAUCAAGCUCGUUUAUCUAGGAUCCUUGACGUAGCACAGGACCUGAAGGCUCUGUCUAUGCUUCUAAACGUGCAACGUUUCCCUUUUGUUAUCGACCUUUCUUGUCUAGCUUCACGGCGUGAAUAUCUAAAACUUGACAAAUGGCUGACGGACAAAAUGCGUGAACAUGGUGAAACUUUCGUCGCUGCAUGCGUAAACUUCCUCCACCAAAGAUGCCCUCAGAUAUCAGGCAAAGUCAAGGAAGAAACGGGCCUCAAACCCACGCAGCUACCGCCUGAUACGCUCGCAAUCAUGUUGUCGUGCCUCCAGGUUUGGACUGGGAAUGUGUCACAAGAGUUGUCAGAGACCAUCAAUACCAUGGUUGCCAACUGCAACGUAUUGAACCGUGCACGUGCGCAACCUCCACCAGGCGUUUUGAAACCAAUCCGUCCCGGUAGUGGAGUGGGAGUCGACGUUUCGUUUCCACCUGGAACGUUGAGCAGUCAGUUGUUUCCGCCUCCUGGAGUUGACGCCACAGGCCUUUCGUCUAGCCUCAACAACAUGGGCCUAGGUCCACCGACGUCGUCGGGAUUUGGAGUUAACAUAGGACCAAAUACGCUUGGUGGGAAUACCCCGGCGCCAGGGUCACCUGGAAAAUUAUUUUCUAGCAUGUCUUUACUAGAAUCUGGUUUGAACCAGCCAGUAGUUGUGGGAAUGCAGAACAAUUCAAAUCCAAGUCAAAUCCAAAGUACGUUCUCUAUUUUUUCUUCCUUAACGGGAAGCGGGACCAUGCCUGGAUCUUCCAGCACUAACCCACUAGGCAUAGGUAUUCCAUCUUCUAUGGCAAGUGGAAGCGGAAACGGCCAAUCGAGUGUGGUUACAAGCAACAUCGGGUCUGGUACUGUUGGUUCUCCCGGAUCAGUCGUUAACGGCCCAGUGCGUGUAGGAAUGAACCCACACCUAGGCCAAGAACGAAGAACAGGUGAUGUUUCAAGUGCAUUCGCCGAUAUGCCGCAAGCUGUUUCAAAAGAUAUUGAAGACGAAACAAACAGCUAUUUUCAACGGAUUUACAAUCAAUCGCCUUCCACCCCUACUUUAACAGUGGACGAAGUCCUCGAGCUCCUGAAAAAGUUCCAACAUUCCACCAACCGUCGCGAGAGGGAAAUCUUUGAUUGCAUGUUACGGAAUCUUUUCGAAGAGUAUCGCUUUUUCCCGCAGUAUCCAGAUCGCGAGUUGCACAUAACUGCUCAGCUAUUCGGUGGAAUAAUGGAGCAUGGUCUCGUGACCUAUAUGGCUUUGGGGGUGGCGCUUCGUUACGUACUGGAAGCUGUCCGAAAACCGCAUGGCACAAAGAUGUACUAUUUUGGCAUCACCGCCCUAGACCGGUUCAGACAUAGAUUGAAAGAAUAUCCCCAAUAUUGUCAGCACUUGGCUAGUAUUCCCCAUUUCCGGGAAUUUCCCCCUCAUCUGAUCGAGUAUAUAGAUAACGGUUCACGUGGUGUUGAGCCGCCGAACCGUCCUCAUGGGCCGGUACUACCGCAAGUGACGACAGCUGCGAAAACUACUACUCCAACAACACCGACUACUACAGUUGCUGGUAAAACUUCUUCUACAGCAGCACCCAUGAGUGGCCGGCCCUCUAUAGCCAACGCCACCAACAUCGACACAUUACUAGUUGCUUCAGAGAAAGAUGUCUUGAUUGUUGAUCCACCAGAGAAUGUCCAAGACAAAGUCAGCUUCAUAUUCAAUAACCUAAGUCAAUUGAAUUUAACCCAGAAGUGCGAAGAAUUACGUGAUAUCAUGGGCGAGGAGCACUGGUCAUGGGUUGCCCAAUACUUGGUGAUGAAAAGGGCUUCGAUAGAGCCAAAUUUUCACACACUUUAUUCCAACUUCCUUGACACGUUAAAGUUGACGGAAUUGAGUAGACUUGUCAUCAGUGAGACGUUCCGCAACAUAAAGGUACUUCUUCGCAGCGAUAAGGGAAUAGCCAACUUCUCCGACCGAACACUCCUCAAAAAUCUUGGCCAUUGGCUUGGCCUCUUGAUGUUGUCCAAGAACCGACCGAUUCUUCAGGGAGAUAUUGAUUUGAAGUCGAUCCUAGUCGAAGCGUAUCAUAAAGGCCAGCAGGAGCUGCUCUACGUGGUGCCGUUCGUGGCCAAAGUCUUAGAAUCCUGCGCCAAGAGCAAAGUUUUCAAACCACCCAAUCCAUGGACUUUAGGAAUCAUGAAUGUGUUGGCAGAAUUGCAUCAAGAACCCGAUUUGAAACUUAAUCUUAAAUUUGAAGUCGAAGUUCUUUGUAAGACUUUGGCCAUAGAUAUUCACGACCUCAAACCUGGCGUAGUCUUUAAAGACCACAACCGUCUUUCGCGUUUAGAACCGCAAUUGUCUCAGCCACAACUACAACAAAUGUACCAACCUGCACCACAACUUCAAAUCAUUCAGCAGCAACAACAACAACAGCAGCAGCAGCAGCAGCAGCAACAACAACAACAGCAGCAGCAGCAGCAGCAACAGCAACAACAACAACAACAACAGCCGCCACCUCCUCCGCCGCCACAACUAGCAGGUUCACCUGCUCAACAAAUGCAAUCGCAAACAGGCACAACGACCCCAACUCCUGCCCACGCAAUUCAAGGUCCUCCCGAACCACGCUUUUCGUACUUGGACAUAAACGUCACUUCUCUGGCGGGACUUGCUCAGCAUUUAGUAGUUAACAACAACAUACCGCUACUGACAGCUCAUCCGAACCUGAGGAUUUUAAUUCGUCCGGCUGUCGAACGAGCCGUACAAGAAUGUAUUCAUCCAGUUGUUGAUUGGUCUAUGAAGAUAGCUUUAACCACGUGUGAGCAAAUAAUUAAAAAAGACUUCUCGCUCGAUGCCGACGAUACCCGCAUGCGGGCGGCUGCUCAUCACAUGGUCCGCAGCCUUAGCGCAGGCACGGCGUUGAUUCGUUGUCGAGAUCACUUGCUUCUAACCAUUGCCACCAAUCUUAAGACAGCAUUUUCGGCAGCGCUGCAAAGAAGCACUAGUCCUCAACAAAAAGAGCUGGUUGAACAGGCGGCCAGUUUAACCGCCCAAGAUAAUGUUGAACCCGCGUGUGCUUUUAUUCAGAAGACGGCAGUUGAGAAAUCGAUCUCUGAAAUUGAUAAGCGCCUUGCAACUGAGUUUGAUUUGCGCAAACACGCACGCAACGAAGGUAGAAGAUACUAUGACCCUGCUGUUUUUGCAUAUCAGGCUGAGCGGAUGCCAGAGCCUAUUCGUUUGAAAAUGAGCGGUGUCACAGCACAGCAGGCUGCUGUUUAUGAGGAGUUUGCCCGAUACAUCCCUGGCUUCUUACCUGUCACCGAACGAGAUGCAGCCAUGCUGGUGCCUAAAGUGAUUCCAACAUUUACCAAUGAUGAAAUCGGAGUAAUUUUGGAAAAAGUUGCCAUGGAGCUGGAACGUUUCUUGCAAUCAUUGUUGCCACUGGGCAGCUCAACACAAGCAGUUGCAAUCGGUUCCCUUUUGGAAGCUGUCAUCUUAGCUCGUUCCUCUCGUGACCAUGGAGCCCACAUCACUUUGCUUCAGAAAGCUUUCGAAGGACUCGUGGAAAGUCUGACAAGCUUUGCUACUACUGGAAACGACCCCGAAGCGGUGGUCCGUUUUCGCGACGCACAUUUGUUAGUCCUUAAAGCCUUGCAAGAUCCUCAAGCAUAUGGGCCGCAAUGGACUAAUCGUCAGGUGACGCGUUGUUGGGCCGAGUGCCGUGAAGAGUUCAGAUAUAACCUUGAUAUUCUUGACUGCCUGGUGCGGGCUCACCUCAUUAACUUGCAACAAUUUGACAUGCAAUUAGCUUCUGUGCUAGAACAAGCCCUAAACGCUGGGAUAGGAUCUUCUAUAUUAGCACUCGGUUUUGCCAUGCAACUAGUACACGUCUAUUUACUCGAGGGACCAGCUUCCGGAGCCCCUGUGGUUAUCACAGAGAAUGACUUAGCAAACACAAUCGAAAUUCUGACCCGCAUUGCUGCUCACGCCAGACAACCGCCAGAUGGUCUUGCAACUAUUCUGGAAUUACUACGAGCCGGCCACGAGACGGGGCUCAUGGAUCGUGCGACUGGUGGUCCAGGUGGUCCAACAGCUUUGAUACAUUCUGGAAUUGCUCAAGCUCGCGACUAUGACGAUCCGCAUGGGUUGCCAGAAAAAACAGAAUACCUACUGCAGGAGUGGGUAGCGAUGUAUCAUCUACCGAACGCUGGGCGCGAUUCAUCUAAAGCCUUUGGUCACUUUGUGACCCAAAUGAGUCUACAUGGAGUAUUGAAAACGGAUGACCUAAUUACUCGCUUUUUCCGGCUCUGCACGCAGUUUUGCGUUGAUAUCUCCUAUCGAGCUUUGGCUUCGGAGCCAACUGCCGACUUGAUCCGCAGCAAAGCUUUUCAUACUCUGGACGCCUACGUGCGACUUAUUGCCUUGCUCAUUAAGCACUCCGGUGAUGCCAAUAAUGGCGUAACAAAAGUGAAUCUUCUCAAUAAAGUUUUAGGAAUUGUAGCAGGAGUUUUGCUACAAGACCAAGAAGUUCGUGGCGCGGAAUUCCAGCAGUUGGCUUAUCAUCGCAUCCUCAUUAUGCUGUUUCUUGAGCUAAAUGCACCCGAGCAAGUUCUUGAUUCCAUCAACUUUCAAGUACUGACGGCUUUUUGCCAUACGCUGCACAUACUGAGACCAGCUAAGGCCCCAGGUUUCGCUUAUGCAUGGCUGGAAAUUGUUUCGCAUCGGGUCUUUAUUGGUCGGCUUCUGUCCAUUACGCCACAGCAAAAGGGCUGGGGGAUGUAUGCCCAACUACUGAUCGACUUGUUUAAGUUCCUGGCCCCAUUUCUACGCAACGCCGAAUUGAGCAAGCCUGUCUCGAUGUUGUACAAAGGAACGCUCCGUGUCCUUUUGGUUUUGUUGCACGACUUUCCGGAAUUCCUCUGCGACUAUCACUAUGGAUUCUGUGAUGUGAUCCCUCCCAAUUGUAUUCAGAUGAGAAAUCUGAUUUUGUCGGCGUUCCCACGUAAUAUGCGGCUGCCUGAUCCAUUCACGCCCAAUCUCAAGGUGGACAUGCUACCGGAAAUCAGUCACGCUCCUCGGGUACUGACCCAUUUUGCAGCAAUGAUCCAACCGCCUACGCUCAAAAAGGAUUUGGAUUCGUACCUGAAAACACGUGGACCUGUAACCUUUCUUUCCGAGUUGCGAAGUGUGGUUCAGGUUCAUGUCUCAUCCAUGAAUCUUCACGUGUCUCCGGAACCUGGAAUGCAUUAUAAUUUGCCGUUGUUGAACGCAUUGGUCUUGUACGUUGGUACCCAAGCCAUUCAAUCGAUUCAGACCAAAGGAUUAUCGCCGUCAAUGGCUACCAUUGGCCAUUCGUCUUACAUGGAUAUUUUCCAGAGUUUAGCUGUUAACCUCGACACGGAAGGGCGCUAUCUGUUCAUCAAUGCCAUUGCCAAUCAGCUGCGUUACCCCAAUAGCCACACCCACUACUUCAGCUGCGUUCUUCUCUGUCUCUUUGCAGAAGCGAAUUCCGAGGCGAUUCAAGAACAAAUCACUAGGGUUUUGCUCGAGAGGCUCAUUGUCAACCGACCACACCCUUGGGGAUUACUCAUUACAUUCAUAGAACUGAUUAAAAAUCCUGUUUUCAAGUUUUGGAAUCAUGAAUUUGUCCACUGCGCACCUGAAAUCGAAAAACUGUUCGAGUCAGUAGCUCGGUCGUGCAUGGUGGUCCAGAAACAAACUCCUCGGGAUGCAGAAAACCAUGAUUGAUUAACUGAGCUCACCGACUACUUAUGUACAGCUCGUGCGUGUGCUCAUAUUCUCACCAUGUCCAUUUGGUUUUUUUUUUUGUUCCCCUUAUACCUUCUGGCGGUGCGUGGUGAAUUGUGUCAGAACAUGUCCAUUUAGUUUUUGAACGAAUGUAUCAUUCUUUUUCUUCUUUUUUGAAUCCCCAUUUUCGCUCAUUUUUCUUUCUUCCUGUGGUAUCGAGUUCAAAUUUCUCGCUUUUCCCCAGGGUCUGCAAUCACUGUGGGUGUCCAUGUAGUAAUGUUCACUUUUAAUAAUACACGCAAAGCAAAUAGA
Messenger RNA from Daphnia magna, 8067 nucleotides. It is a transcript of the gene Not1, whose product is annotated as CCR4-NOT transcription complex subunit 1. The record is from RefSeq and is a predicted model, not a curated record. Lineage: Eukaryota; Metazoa; Arthropoda; Branchiopoda; Diplostraca; Daphniidae. The transcript is spliced from 17 exons. Bases 295 to 7755 code for a protein of 2486 amino acids. Gene Ontology annotation, cellular component: P-body; CCR4-NOT core complex. Gene Ontology annotation, biological process: nuclear-transcribed mRNA catabolic process, deadenylation-dependent decay. Gene Ontology annotation, molecular function: molecular adaptor activity.